GCAGGCGCCACCAAUGAGCCCCUCUGCGGGUCUCCUCCCAGGUCCCACCUCACAGGCCAGCUGGAGGGCGCGAUCCUGGCGUCCCCCGACGGCCUGGGGCCCCAAUCCAGAGGCCUGGGUGGGCAGGGACCAAGGGCGUAGUCAGGGAGUGCCUUUUGCUGGAGGGCAACGGACCGGGGCGGGGAGUCGGGAGACCAGAGUGGGAGGAAGGCGGGGAGUCCAGGUUCCGCCCCGGAGCUGACUUCCUCCUGGUCGGCUGCAGCAGCCGGGUGAGCGGCGGCAGCGGCCGGGGAUCCCGGAGCCAUGGGGCGCGCGCGCGAUGCCAUCCUGGAAGCGCUGGAGAACCUGACAGCCGAGGAGCUCAAGAAGUUCAAGCUGAAGCUGCUGUCGGUGCCGCUGCGCGAGGGCUACGGGCGCAUCCCAAGGGGCGCGCUGCUGUCCAUGGACGCCUUGGACCUCACCGACAAGCUGGUCAGCUUCUACCUGGAGGCCUACGGCGCCGAGCUCACCGCUAACGUGCUGCGCGACAUGGGUCUGCAGGAGACGGCCAGACAGCUGCAGGCGGCCACGCACCAGGGCUCUGGAGCUACACCAGCUGGGAUCCAGGCCCCUCCUCAGUCAGCAGCCAAGCCAGGCCUGCACUUUGUAGACCUGCACCGGGCUGCGCUUAUCGCGAGGGUCACAGACGUUGAGGGGCUGCUGGAUGCCUUGUACGGGACGGUCCUGAAGGAUCAGCAGUACCAGGAAGUGCAGGCCGAGUCCACCAACCCAAGCAAGAUGCGGAAGCUCUUCAGCUUCAUGCCAGCCUGGAACUGGACCUGCAAGGACUUGUUCCUCCAGGCCCUAAGGGAGACCCAGUCCUACCUGGUAGAGGACCUGGAGCGGAGCUGAGGCUCUUUCCCAGCAACACUCCAGUCAGCCCCUGGCAAUCCCAACAAACUCAUCCUGCAUCUGAUGUUUUUGUACACAAUACAUGAAAAGCCAGCUUGAA
This is a messenger RNA of Mandrillus leucophaeus (drill), 991 nucleotides long. It is a transcript of the gene PYCARD, whose product is annotated as PYD and CARD domain containing. The record is from RefSeq and is a predicted model, not a curated record. Gene Ontology annotation, biological process: innate immune response; regulation of apoptotic process; inflammatory response. The transcript has 3 exons. Lineage: Eukaryota; Metazoa; Chordata; Mammalia; Primates; Cercopithecidae. Bases 304 to 891 code for a protein of 195 amino acids.